Molecule: messenger RNA, 1464 nt
Organism: Benincasa hispida (wax gourd)
Lineage: Eukaryota; Viridiplantae; Streptophyta; Magnoliopsida; Cucurbitales; Cucurbitaceae
Source: RefSeq, a predicted model, not a curated record
CUUCUUCUCUUCACUUUCCUCAAUUCCUCCUCCUGCCGCCACCGCCACCGCCACCGUCACCACCACCACCAUCUCCGGCUGUAUUUUUUUCUCCUCACAGUGUAGAGAUGAUUGAGGUUACAGCAUGCGGAGAGCAUUAAUGUUUGUUUAUGGGGAUGAAUUUGAUGCAGUAAUUACCCACACAAAGAAACAGUUAUAGUAGUAGAGAUGAUGGAGUCUAUGGAGUCGUCGUGUGUUCCGCCGGGGUUUCGGUUUCAUCCGACCGACGAAGAGCUCGUCGGAUAUUAUCUAAGGAAGAAGGUAGCUUCACAAAAGAUUGAUCUUGAUGUCAUCAAAGAUAUAGAUCUUUACAGGAUUGAGCCAUGGGAUCUUCAAGAGAAAUGUUGGAUCGGUUAUGAAGAGCAAAAUGAGUGGUACUUCUUUAGUCAUAAGGACAAGAAAUAUCCGACUGGGACGAGGACGAAUCGAGCUACGUUGGCCGGAUUCUGGAAGGCAACUGGAAGAGAUAAAGCGGUUUACGACAAGAAUAAGCUCAUCGGAAUGAGAAAAACCCUCGUCUUCUAUCGAGGACGAGCCCCGAACGGUCAAAAGACAGAUUGGAUCAUGCAUGAGUACCGAUUAGAAUCUGAUGAGAAUAACCCUCCCCAGGAAGAAGGAUGGGUGGUCUGUAGGGCAUUCAAGAAGCGAACCACGGGACAAUCAAAGAUGUCAGUUGUCGAUCGGUGGGAUUCGAGCUAUUUCUACGACGAACCGAGUGGUCCGCUCGAGUUCAUCUCAAGGCAAGCACCACCGCCACAAGGGUUGUUAGAGCAUAAUAAUAUCAUGUGUAAGCAAGAGAUGGAACAAGCUGAGAAUGUGAAGUUCAUACAAUAUAACGAUCCAUUUGUACAACUUCCACAGCUUGAGAGCCCAUCUCUCCCAUUAGUGAAGAGAUCAAGCUCCAUUUCUUUGGUGUCCGAAUGCAAUGAAGAAGAAGAUCCGCCAACAAAAAGAAGGUACUAUAAUAAUAAUAAUAUCAACUCAAAGGUGACGGAUUGGAGGGCACUUGACAAGUUUGUGGCUUCUCAAUUGAGUCAAGGAGAUGCAUUUGAAGGAGAAGGAGAUUCAAGAUUUGGAGCACAAAAUAGUAAUAAUAAUAAUAACAAUAAUAUUAUUAUUAAUAACAAUAAUAAUAAUAGUAAUCAUAUAAAUUCAGCAGACAUGGCGAUUUUAUUGAUGCAGAAUAGAGGGGAAGAUGAAGAGAACCUGUAUAAAGGGUUCUUAAGUUCAAACUCAGAGUCUGAAUUUGGAAUUUGCAUAUUUGAGAAAUGAAGAGAUCAUAUUGAGGGAUGAUUAUUUGGAUAAUAUUUUUAAUAUGUGUUAUUACGAGAGUUAUUAUAUGGAUCUUGGGAUCAUAUCUCUAUAAUGUACUUUUGUAAGAUAUGGUUGUGAAUGAGUGAAGAUAAAAACUCUCUUUUCUCUCUC